GCUCCGGCGGCGCGCAGAAGCAGGCGCGCACGCGCACACGCGCGCGCACUCCCGCCGGCGGCUCGGCUUUCCCGGAGGCGCGCUCCAGCCGGCGCGGCCGCCGCCAACAUGGCUGAGACCAGCGAGGAGGUGGCGGUGCUGGUGCAGCGGGUAGUGAAGGACAUCACCAAUGCCUUCCGGAGGAACCCGCACAUAGAUGAAAUUGGCCUGAUUCCAUGUCCUGAAGCAAAAUAUAACCGGAGUCCCAUAGUCCUGGUGGAAAACAAACUCGGUGUGGAGAGCUGGUGCGUCAAGUUUCUUUUACCGUACGUCCACAACAAGCUCCUUUUGUACAGAACGAGGAAGCAGUGGCUGAACAAAGAUGAAUUGAUAGAUGUCACGUGUACUCUGCUGCUUCUAAACCCAGAUUUUACCACGGCAUGGAAUGUGAGGAAAGAAUUGAUCCUCUCUGGUACCUUAAAUCCAAUUAAAGACUUACAUCUGGGAAAACUGGCCUUAACAAAGUUUCCAAAGAGUCCAGAAACGUGGAUUCACAGGCGAUGGGUGCUACAACAGCUAAUGCAGGAAGCUUCUUUGCCUCCCUUUGUAACCAAAGGAAACCUGGGAACAAUUCCUGCAGAGAGGACACAGCGACUGAUACAGGAAGAGAUGGAGGUCUGUGGUGAAGCAGCAGGGAGAUACCCAAGCAACUACAAUGCCUGGUCCCAUCGCAUCUGGGUCUUGCAGCACCUGGCUAAGCUGGAUGCCAAGAUUCUUCUUGCUGAGCUAUCUUCUACUAAACAUUGGGCAUCCAUGCACGUUUCAGACCACAGUGGAUUUCACUACCGCCAGUUUUUGUUAAAAUCUUUGAUUAGCCAAACUGUGAUAGAUGAUCCUGUAUCGGAGCAGAACCCUUUGAGGAGUGAGUCAGCCCUGAUUCUUCCAAAAGAUGAAGAAGCAACAGCUUCAGCAGAGGAACCAAGGAUAAAUCUUUCUCAUCUUCUAGAAAAGGAAGUGGAAUUCAGCACUGAUCUUAUUGAUUCCUACCCAGGACAUGAGACCCUGUGGUGUCAUAGGCGGCAUAUUUUCUAUCUCCAGCAUUACUUCAGCAGCAGGCUUCCUCACAGCACAAAGCAGGUGUCACCUGCAGACAGUCCUGGGGAAACACGAAAUGACUUGCACCUCAUCCCUGGGGGCGCCCAUCUGUCUCAAGCCAUGGAAGUGGAUGGACUAAAUGACUGUAGCAAGCAAGGCUAUUCCCAGGAAACCAAACGCCUGAAGCGGACCCCAGCUGCAGACUCCGUGGGCCUAGAAAUGGAGCACAGGUUUAUUGAUCAAGUGUUAUCCACCUGCCGGAAUGUAGAACAAGCGAGGUACGCCAACGCAUACAGGAAAUGGCUGGUCACUUUGAGUCAAUGAAAGAAGUGGAUUAAUCCUGCAAGGGUCCCUUUUAGUGCAAUAUUGCUUUCCUGCCCCAUGGCAUAGUUGCAUGAACUUUGCUGUUAAGCUGCCUAUGUUCCUCUCCUUUAAGAUAAAGAUCCUUAGAAAAUCUUUUAUUUAUUUUAAGAAUUGGCAUUCCUUUGGGGAUAGAAUAAUUAUAUAAUUUCUUCCUGCGAAUAAUCUUAUUUUUUUUUUCUUUUUUACUCCUCAUCCUUUAUAUCUGUGGGGCUUCUCAUCUGGUUCACAAGUACCUCUGCCCACUUCAGUUCAGUUGCUACAUAUGCAAAUUUUAAAUUUAGAAUUUAUAUUGUGUUUCAGCUGAAGAACAUUAAUACAAAUGCAAAAGGACUUGAUCUUACUAUUGUUAUAAAAAUCAAAUGACUAGAUUAAUGGAUAUAGAGAAAUAUAAACCAAUUCUGUAUCUCUAGUAUGUUCUAUUCUAGUUACAGACUAAGACAGCCAAAGUCAAAAGUAUUGGAACUUAUAUCAAAAACUGCCUCCAAUGUAAUCCAUUUUUUUUUAAAUGGUUACUUUAAAGGAGGGAGGUAUGUAAUUGCAGUACUGGAAAAUUAAUUUUAUCACUGUUUUUAGUAGAUUGUUUUUACCUCAUAUUUGGUAUAUGCCAAAACAGUUGUGUCAGCCCUUAUAAAUUUGUUUUUAAAUCCCAGAAUGCAUUUUUAGUUAUUACUGCCUUUUUCCUUCCAUAAUCACUCAUAUAAAGAGAAAAGUAUAUAUAGAAACAUAUAGAGAAAUGUAAUAGUAAAAAAGUUUCCUUAAAAAUUUAAGUCAUUGUGGUUAUACUGGAUAAACUACAAAAUUUUUAUCAAGUCCUAAUAAACAGUUUGUUGGCAAAAACUAGGGGGAAAGAACAAUUUUAGAGAUUAGUUCUUUGAUUUUAAAAAUGAAACAAAACACUUUGAAGCUUAAUUUUGUCAGGGAUGCCAUACCAAAGUGUCCACAUUAUAGCUAUAUUCUAUCUUUUAGAUAACAAGGGCUCAGUUUUUCAGGUGGGCAACAUAGGAGUGAAAGAAAGGUCAGGUACGAUAUCUGUGUUAUUAUGUUCCCUUCCUUAUAAAUGGUCUGUCUUUUCUAUCCACAUACCUUUUUUUUUAUUUUGCCAAUCUCUUCCAUGUUUUUGUCACUUCCACAUCUGAAUAUUUUCUUUCUUCUGUCUUAACUUCAGGGAUCCCUACUGAAACUGUCAGCCUCCUCUAAUGAGUUUCAUACAUGUACGCAUACACACAUGCAAAGCAGAUUGGAGUAAGCGCUGCCUCUCUAAAAGUUCCUGCCAGGAUGAAAGCUGCCUCUUGUCCUACGUGUGUGUAAAAGGUGAACCAUAUAGUAGUGAGUGUGACCGCCAGCAUUCCCCGUUUUCCUGGUCUGUGGGAUGGGAAGAAGGAAGCAGGGAAAGGCAGGCCUUACUCAUCUCAUUCUUAUGGAAAGUCUGGACUUGUUAGGGGUGCUACUUUGAAGGAAAAGAAGUCUGUCUUUUAUUUCAGCAUCACGGUUUUUGAAUGGCAGACUGUUGAAAUGAGUGGCACACUUAAGAACACCAGAAAAAUGACCUAGCCUAGUUCCAAUAGACAGAUGUUAGUCUUCUUUCUUAGAGCAAGAAAUACUUGUUAUAAACUGAGAAAAUAAUGGCCAUUAUGAAUGUAAUUCCGUGGCCCCAUUGUACAAAGCGUAUUAUGAAUCAAAUACCUCAAGAUCUAUGUAGACCUGUGGAUAAAAUCAUUAGAUGUACGUUUUUCAGCUGCUGUGGGAGUUGGGUAGAAACUGCACAGAGACGACACGGGAGGUUCCAUCCAUUCCAGUAAAACAUGUUGCCGCGUUCUGGCCUUGUUCAGUAUCCCAAAUGACAGGGCUUCUUAUACUUUAAUUUGAGUACCUGUAAGGAUAUGAUUGUAGAUAAUAUUAUAUGAACAUUAGCUAAACUGUUAUAGUUCUCCAUGCCUUUUUAUACCUUUCGUUCAGUAGUUCUCAGUAUCUUGCCCAUCUCUCAUAGUCUGCCUUCGUAUCUUCUGUGGCUCUGCCCACCACUUUCUGAAGCCAUGGAGUCCUUUAGUAUAUCUUGGUCUCUUUGUCUUCCUAAAAAAGUUUUAAGUAGGGAGUGAAAAAUAUAAAUAUCCAAAGGAUACUGUUAGUAUGUGACUUUUGUGUGCCACUUUAUUUCUCAAAUAUGCAUUUCUUGAGUGUUCGUUCCUUCUCACGAAAACUUACAAUUGCCCUAUAUGACUGUGGUUUUCUUCCUAAGUGCUUGACAUGUAAACUAACUUAAUAAUGUAUCUUUGACUAGAUGAGUUCAUGCAGUAAAAAGCAUAUAUCUAUUUUCAGGGGCUUGUUAGUCUUACUUUUCAGAAAAUGUGUAGUUGUUAAAAGAUGGACACACAUUUGGUCAGAUUUCACUGGACGAAUAUCAGGUCAUCAUACCAUCCUGUGGGUCCUGAAUACUACUGACAAGUAAAACGUAAUGAGAUCUGCAACUGUGGCCACUGAAACACCUGCUCUAUCUUCUUUUUUUUUUCCCCAGCAUAUCUAUGUUGGUAAUAAAUCGUUUCCAUAUUCUACCAUGAGCCUGGCACACUGUGUGGAGUUACUAAGUAUUUAUUGAUCACUGAUUAACUAUCUGAAGAAAGGAAAGAUUAGCCAUGAGUGAUAGGUAGAUGAUGAUGGAGAAAAAUGAAUGGGUUGUGGUAAAGGAUGUCUUCUAGCUUCCUGAUGUUUACGGAGGUCUAUCACAUGCCAAAUAAGUUCAUUCAGGUUUGUUUUCUUCAUCUUAUUAUCUUGUUUUAACUUGUUAAAUCCCAGCCAACAAAUGUAUAUCUGGACUUAUCAGUUGAACUUCAGUGUUUAUUAAAAGCUUAUAGAGCAGAUGAAACCCACUUGUAUCAAGAAUACUGCUUUCUCAUCACUUACAAUGGUGGGAACCACUUUGGGCAGAAAGCAAAUAAAUUCUUUGAUUGUAGUGACUUAGCUUGAAGCAUUGUAUGCUGCUUUUUUUUCUCUCCAACUUGAACUGUGGACCUUUUAGAUACUUCUAAACCUGAGUAGUUUUUUAAGAUUAAAGAUUUGAUACAUAGUAAUAUGUCCCUUAGAAAUUCUGAGCCCAGAUUCCAAUCAUGUUUCUUAUUUCUAUGGGAUGGUUCUAAUUUAAGUUAAAGGCUUCAAUCUUUUUGCAAUGCUUGAAGCAGGGAUUGUACCCUGAUUCAUUAAUUAUUAAUAGGGACUGAUGUAUACAGAUUAUCUUUGGAAGCUACUUCUGUCUUCAAAUAAGGCCUCGUGUGACUUCAGUGGUAGAGACAAACGUUUUGAAGCUUUUAUGGAAAGCAUGUAUGGUAAGCAUUGUGUAAUUUAGAUGUACUCAGAUACCAGUUGAUGCUUAGUGUGUGUGUGUGUGUGUGUGUGUGUGUGUGUGUGUGUGUAUGUGUGUAUAAAGAGAACUUGUAUAUUGCUACAAAUCGUCAGUCUUAGAAUUUUCCUUUAUAUAGCACAAAGUGGUAUCUUACAAUGGGCUAACUGCAAUUUAAAACUGGAAUUACCAGUUGCUGUGUAACAUUUGCUACCCUGGUACCUUUGAAUUAUGGAAGAUGCUAACAUUUUAGUUGUAAAAGGAAGUAACAGAAUUUUUUUUCUUUUUUUUUCAAAAAGACCUUUUAAAUUUAUUGUUACUUUGUUACUAGAAAAUUAUAUUUUAAUACUUUCAGGUAUUUAUAGUAUGCUAAGAAAUUUGAAUAACUAGGCCUUUUGCCUUUUGAAUGCAUUUUUCAAAUAGACCCACAAACUAUAGCACUUUUUGUGCUAUCACAGCUCUGUGCUCUGUAACAAACUCCUGUAUAUUAGAGACCUUUGUAAAGGCACUGAAAAAUUUAAACAGGUUCAGUGUCAUUAAGGCCGUGAGCAAGAAAAUAAGCCCCAAGAAUUUUACUUCUGUCACACAGUGUCUUUCAGAAAAUAGCUUAUACAUACUGUGUUAAUUUGAGUGCCUUUCUUACUUUUGGGAGAAGCAAGAUUAUAUUACAUCAAAGUUAAUGUUUAAGUAGAAAUCAGAGUAUGAAAGUUUUCUCAAAUAUCUGAUUAUGGCUGAUUAUUUACUUAUCCCCAUAGCUAGGCAUGGUCCAUGGGGUAUUAUAUGACACACUGAUUGAAGAAGGUAGGACCCUAAUGCAUUCUAUUUAAUUAGUUAACAUUUGUGGGCACUGUGUCAAGUAGUUCUUUUCCUCUGACAACUAACAUGUUGGGGUUAGAAACAUCACAUUAGAGGGUGAUGACACGCACAUGACAUGCACAACUCCAUGCAGCCUGAGCCUGUGCAGCAUGUGUUCAAAAGAAAACUGGCCCCUGCCUCCCAAUAAACCUCAGAUGGCUGUCCUAGGUGAGUCCUUUGCCUUACUUUAAGGAUCUUCCUUUCUUUCCAGAUUCAGCAUGAUAUAGGAUAGUCAAGGAGUGGGGGUGUCUUUGUUGUUUUUUUUUUUAGGUAUCAGAAAAAAACACUGAGAUAGAAUUCUAAAUGCAUCAUUUUAUAUAUUUGUGUAUGAGGGAGAGGGAUGAGAAUUUCAUAUUUCACAACUACAAAUAGUUCCAUGUUGUAAUUUCAUAAAAAUAUAGUUAAGAUUCCAAAGUGCUUUACAGAAAUUCCUUCAGCACGUAUUCCUAAAGGGCAGUGAUAUACCGUGUUCAUAGUGAAGACAGAAAACCAGUGUAGCCAUUGGGCCUCUGGUGUUGGAGGAGAAACCUCAGGCUCCCAAUUGUAACUUCUCUACUCUUACCGGGCCAUGGUAACACUAUACAACCAAACUCUUUGCUAAAGUACAUAUAUAUGGCAGUAGUUUAGUCUGCUGGUCAAACAUUGUGCUUCCAAGAAUAUUAGCUGUAGAGCAUGUGUGCUUUAUGGACAAUAACAGGAUCCACAAAGCUAACCCUGACGUUUCUUUUAUUGGCCUGUUGUUAUUCCUCAGGGUGUAAAAGAUGUAGUCAAUUUAGAACAAAAUUUUAUAUUUAGUGACAAAAAGAGAAGCAAAAAUAUGUUAACUGUAUUACUAGCUCUUAGCAUUUUAAUAUGUAUAGUAUUUUUUAUAAACCACUACCAGCAGAGUCGCUAGUAGAUGCUCUAUGACUGCCUCAUGUUCACCUUGCUGCUUUAGGCCCUGUGGCUCUUCUGGGAACAUUAUCUUACAUGUGUCUUCCAUGGGAUUGUUUCAGCAUUAUAUUUCCAUGCUGGGAGGUGGGCAAGGUCGUAUCUGUUUAUUUGACGUCCUUCUCAAUUUUCAGCCAUCCCACUGAGGAAAAUGAUCACUGUUUGUCUUCAGUUUGACCCCUGUUUGACCACCAUUUUGCUUCCUAGACUUCUGCUUCCCUGAGAGUUCUGUGUGCAAGUCUGGUACGUGUUGAACACAUUGCAUAAAUGCCUUGUGUGGUGCAGGGUCAAGUAGAACAGAUAAAAACUAGAGCAGGAAACUAGCUGUGUCUCAUUAUCUGUAUUCUUAUGGUAUCUCCAAGAGAGAUGCUCCCAUUUUACGUGAAAUACACAGUCAGAUUCAGAUAUACAUGAUAAGGACACACAAUUUUAAAACAUUGCAAGUGAAAUGUAAAUGCCUCUAAGGUAGCUAAAUUAAAGUGUCUACACACACAUAACACAUUUUGAGCUUCAGUUCAUCUGAUGAUUUUUACAAAGAACUUUACCCAAAGAAAUUUUAUUUUUGCAUUUUAGCGUUCGUAGGUCAAUUUUCUUUACUAGGUCAGCCCCCUCCAGCAAAGUUGGGAGUAUAACGGAGGUACCGGUUUGCCCUGAUUAGACAGUUGUACAGCAUAAACUGCAUGGUAAGUCUUUAGUGGUUCACACAUCAUAUAGUCUAGUUUUUCUUCCAUAACUUCAGGGAAUCAACCUUAAUUUUAUGUCUGCCAGUCACUUUCCUUAAAGUACUAUGCAGCAUACAUUAGAUUGUUUAUGUUUGUAAUGUGACUACAUAAUACAUUUGAUUAUCUUUUGUGUCAUAAGGAUUUAUGAUUUCAUAUGUCCAAAUGUUGACUCAGACAACAUUCUAUCAGAGAUGCUUAUACUGGGGCUGAGGAUUUAGCUCAGCAGAAUAGGCGCCUGCCCGGCAAGUGCGAGGUUGUGAGUUGGAUCUCCAGUACCAAUAAAAAAAAGAAAAGAAAUACUCAUAUGUUGUCCUUCCUUAUCAAAGUAAUUCAUUCAAAGCAGGUAUUUUUUUCUCACUUGUUAAGAAUGAAUAUAGACUGAGUACAAUCAUGGUAGGUGCUCAGUAGAUAAUUGAUUAUUGAUCAGUGAGCUUGUAGCAGUUUCAGAGACCAUUGUCAUCUUGUCACUGAGAAAUAUAUUGUAGAGUAAUAUAUGUGUGCAACUGAAAAAUCCUUUCACUUGACAUGAAUUAUUAGAGUUUUUAGAAUAGAGUUAGUAACAUGUAAUUAAAGCAUUGUUAAUAUACAUGGUUUGAAAAUAGGAGAUGUGAAAAAUUGUAAGUUAUUGUAUCUUCCUGUGUGAGACACAUUAAUAAAUGUGAUGAAAUGAAUGUCUUAAACAGGCAGCUGAACUCUUAAGAAAAACCUGUAGUCUUCUGCAGUUUCUGUACUGGUAUGCCCGUACCAUGUAGUUUAGAUUAUUUUUAUUUCUCCUAAAUCCUACUUGCUUCCCAGUGUCAUGGUAAUGGUAAAAUACAAAGGUAUGUUAACUAACUGCCUACUGACUUACUUUCCCAGGGCAUCUUUGACAUGAGGAAGAAGUUUUUACGAAUAACACAGUACUGUAGUUUCAUUAUCUGUUCAUUUGUGACUUUCAGAGCUAUUGUGUCGGUAUAACUAACAUAAAAAGAUUAAGCAGUUUUUGAAAACAUUCCUACCUGAGCUGUGAGGAACCAAUGGUAUAUUAUGAGUGUAAUUAGACACUGGCUGAGUAGGGAGGCUCUUGAUGCAUGGCUGAUGUUGGCUUUUGACUGAAGUGAUCACUGUGAGUAUUGCAUCUUGACAUAUCAUGUUCUAGGAGAAUAAUGAGUUGUGUGCUAGAUUAACUGAGUAUUUUUCAGUUGGCAGGAAAAAAAAAAAGGACAAAGUAUUAUAUAUAGGCCAAGUAUUUAUAUACUCCAAAAGCUUAGAAAGGGGGAGGGGAGAAAAAGCAAAAACCAAUAAUGAUAUUUUUAAUAGCCUCUAAAUUUUUUUUAAUUGGUAAUGGGGAUCAAACUCACGACCGCCUGCUUGCAAGGCAGGUGUUUAUGCCGCUGAGCUAAAUCCCCAGCCCCAACUUCUAAAUUUUUUUAAUCCAAGUUUCUUGGACAAGUAGUUGCUUAGUUCAAUAGUAAGGGACUUUUAAGGGAAAGGUCAUAAAUUGGAGUUUUAAGAUUGUCUUGUAAUUUUUGAGUUUUAAGAUUGUCUUGUAGUUUUUCUUCAUAUAGACUGGCUACAUGUAUAAUCUAAUGCAGGUCAGAUCCAAGAUACAAAGAUUAGUUUACCUAGCCUAUUUUAUCAAUGAUAUUAGUUGUUUUCACUAAUUGCACUGCUGCAUUUCUGAAAUUUGUUUUCCCCCAGUAUAGUAGCAGUCUGCAUUGAAGUUCUUUCAUAGUGGUUGGUAUUUUCCAAGGAUUAUGUAUUUUGUAAAAUCUUAAAAUUGCUGAGGAACCAGCAGAAUAAAUUUUUCGGUAAGUUUUAUGCAAAGUGUACUCAGCAGUGUUCUGGGGGGUAAUACCCCAGAGUGCCUAAAUGAUGGCAAAUUCUGAGGCCAGUAUAAUGAUUAUAUAUUAUCCAUACCUGUACUAUUCAAUAGAAAUAUAAUGUGAACCAAAAGUAAUUUUUAAUCUUUUAGCUAAAAUAAGAAAGGUGAAAUUUAUUUCAAUGUGUAAUCAAUAUGAAACCUUAUUAAUUGGAUAUCCUACCUUCCUUGUCUCCAUAUGUAAGAUGUAGUGUAUAUUGUGCAGCCCCAGCUCAUCUCAAUUCUGACUGGCCACACUUCCAGUACUCCACAGCUGUGUGGCUGGGGGCUGCUAUGUUGGACAGUGCCGAUUGUAGAGAGUACAAUGAAUGUCUCUGUUUCAAAUUUGGAAGUGAUAGGCAUGAGAUUUUGGCAUUUUAAAAAGUGAGUGUUUAGGAAAGCAUUUAGUAGAAUUACCACUUGUUUUCCUUCAUCUUAAAGUUACUCUAGAAAUAGAAUCAACCCAUUCUAGUUUGCCAAACAUACUUUUAAGGUGGAAUAAUUCCAUGCUGUGUAAAAUACCGUGAAAUACUGAUUAUAACAACACAUUCAUAACACAGUUUUCAGUUGUAUUCAUUAAAUUCUGUCUUGUUUCUUCAAAAUAAUAGUUUAACUUGCAUGUUAAUUGUGUAUCUGUACCUUCUUUAUUUUUGUAUUCUUACAAUGUGUAUUAACCAGCAGCCCUAGGAUUCUAAACUUUCUAUGCAGUUGUCUUCCAGUACUCACUGGUAUACUUAUUAUAUGAUGAUAAAUGGCAGAGAAAUAGAAGAACCAUUCUUUUCUCCAUUAGAUUUAUUUUUAACACGUGACCAUGUACCAAGCCAGCUAUAAGUUACUGUGUUUGUGUAAGUAGAAAGAAAUGUUUGUCUUAUCUUUACUAAAUGUCUUCAAUUUUUAAGUAAACUUUUCAUCUCCUAAA
Molecule: messenger RNA, 10034 nt
Organism: Cavia porcellus (domestic guinea pig)
Lineage: Eukaryota; Metazoa; Chordata; Mammalia; Rodentia; Caviidae
Gene: Ptar1
Product: protein prenyltransferase alpha subunit repeat containing 1
Exons: 7
Coding region: 109-1398 (429 amino acids)
Biological process (GO): protein prenylation
Cellular component (GO): cytoplasm
Molecular function (GO): protein prenyltransferase activity
Source: RefSeq, a predicted model, not a curated record